This is a messenger RNA of Mercenaria mercenaria, 1467 nucleotides long. RefSeq lists its product as uncharacterized. The transcript has 3 exons. Bases 1 to 1467 code for a protein of 488 amino acids. The record is from RefSeq and is a predicted model, not a curated record. Lineage: Eukaryota; Metazoa; Mollusca; Bivalvia; Venerida; Veneridae.
AUGGCUACUUCCAGUGAGAAUACUGUUAUCAAUCAGAUAGAGAAAAUUAACAAAAGCAACAAUUACCAUUGUUGUGUUCCAAAGUGUAGUUCAAAUGGCAGAUAUGAUUUCAAUCUAAGCUUUCAUAAAUUUCCAAAAGAUGAAGGAAUUAAAAAGAAUUGGGUGGUUAAAAUCAGACGAGAUGUGGGUCCUAAUUUCCAGAUCUCAAAGUCAACAGUUGUUUGUUCAAAACACUUUAAAAAGGAGGACUAUACAGGCUGGACACCCCUUAAAAAGAGGCUUAAGAAGGAUGCAGUACCUAGCAUUUUCGAAUGGACAGAUGACACAGAACCAAGAAGAAUUUUAAAAAGAACACUAGUAACACCUCCAGGACCUAAAUCUAAAAGACAAAAAUGUGAAACAAUGACAAGUUCGACAGAACCAUCUACGAGUGGAGAAGAAACAUUGACUGCAGUUCCACUCUAUGUAGAACAAGAAGAAGAAAUAUCAAAAUUAAAGGAUCAGUUGAACCAGAAAAAUUAUGAAUGUGCUGCUUUAGAAAGUCAACUGAAACUUGAACGCUUCAAUGUUAAUCGAUUUUCAAAUGAUGACACUAUGAUUCAGUUUUAUACAGGAUUUUCUUCAUACAUGAUGUUUGUAACAUUUUUUCAGUGUAUUGAACCAUCAGCAAGGAAUAUGUUGAGUAAAUACUAUGAAGCAGGAGAAACCAUUAGUCUUGCAGGAAGGAAAAGAAGCAUGUUGUUAAUUGACGAAUUUUUUAUGUUUUUGUGUAGGUUGAGGGUUGGUCUCUUAGAACAAGAUUUGAGUGUACGUUUUAAUUCUACGAUUCAAACAGUGAGUCGAAAAGUUGUUACAUGGGCAAACUACCUAUAUUUGACUCUGGGACGAAUACCAAUAUAUCUUUCAAGGGAAGUUAUAAAUGCAAAUAUGCCACAGUGUUUUAAGGAUGUAUACCCCAAAACUAGGAUUAUAAUAGACUGCACGGAAAUUAAAACACAACAGCCAUCUUCUCUUGUACUAAAUUCCCAGAUGUAUUCAACAUAUAAAAGUGCUUGCACUCUUAAAUGCCUUCUUGGGAUUGCACCUCAUGGAGCAGUAACAUUUGUGUCAUCAUUGUUUACAGGAUGCAUAUCGGAUGUAGAAAUCACUAGACUGUCUGGUUUACUGGAUCUCAUCGAGCCAGGAGAUGAUGUGAUGGCCGACAAAGGAUUUACAAUUAAAAAUCUUUUGAAUGAAAAACAAGCAACUUUAAAUAUUCCACCAUUUUUAAGUUCGAAGAGGCAAUUUACACAACAUGAAAUAAAGGAAACGGAACAAAUUGCAAAAUUAAGAAUUCAUAUCGAACGAAUGAAUAGGAGAAUUAAAGAGUAUCAUCUGUUUGAUGUUCCUGUUCCAUUGUCACUACUGGGAUCGGCAAACCAGCUUUGGACUGUAGCUUGUCUCCUUUCUAUAGAGACCGUACCAUAG